Striga hermonthica is the source of this 1368-nucleotide messenger RNA. The record is from the annotation of a GenBank genome assembly. NCBI's taxonomy places the organism in Eukaryota, Viridiplantae, Streptophyta, Magnoliopsida, Lamiales, Orobanchaceae.
AUGACUGCCCUUAUUGAAAGUUGCCGAGUCGGGCCACCGCCCGACUCUGCAGCCGAGCGUUCUCUGCCGCUCACUUUCCAAGACAUUUUUUGGCUGCAUUUCCACCCCAUUCGCCGCCUCCUCUUUUACGAGCUUUCUUGCUCGAAACCCGAGUUUUUGGACAACCUCGUACCCAAGCUCAAGCACUCGCUAGCUCGAGUUCUCGAGCACUACUUUCCUCUUGCCGGCAAUAUCGUAUAUCCUUCAGACACGAGCCAAGAUAAGCCCGUAAUCCGAUUCGCGCCCGGCGACUCUAUUCCGCUAGCGAUUUUUGAGUCGGGUGACGAUUUCGACCUUCUUGUUGGGAACCAACCUAGAGAAGCCGAUGCAUUUUACAAUUAUAUCCCCCAAUUGCCGGAUAUAGCAACAGAUAAGUCCGGUCGGAAGCUUCUCCAGUUGCUUGCCCUGCAAGUAACUCUGUUUCCGGGCCGCGGCGUGUGCAUUGGUAUAACCAAUCACCACGUGGCCGGCGAUGCAAGCUCGAUCGUGGGAUUUAUACGGGCUUGGGCUUCGAAGUGUAAGCUCGAUGGAGCCGAGGAAUCUCGCGGAGAUUCACUUCCGGUUUUCGAUCGGUCGGUUAUUAAGGACCCGCGUGGAUUCGGCUCUUUCAUUUGGAACCAAGUGAAAAGAAAGCCAUUGACCCUUUCUCCUUUUCCCCUUCCGACGGAAAGGGUUCGGGCCACAUACAUUCUUAGUCGAGCCCAAAUAGAGAAACUCAAGGAUUUUGUGUUGGCCAAGGUUCCGGGCUUUGCCCACCUGUCGUCUUUUGUGGUGACAUCAGCUUACGUCUGGACGUGUCUUGCGAAAAGUCGAGUAGGUGGUGGUGGUGCUGCUGCUGAUGAUGAUGAUGAUGUGGAAUUUUUCAUGUUUACAGCUGAUAUCCGGGCCCGGGUUGACCCACCUGUGCCCGGGAACUACUUUGGUAACUGCUUGUCGGGCGGGCUUGGGAGGGCCCGCCACGAAGAGCUCAUUGGGCCUGGUGGGUUUCUUCUGGCGGCUCAGGCAAUAGCCGAGCAGGUGAAAAACGUGGUGAAUGAUAAAGAUCGAGUCUUGGAGAGGCUCGAGGAUCGGAUCGAAGAAAUGCGGUCGAUAGUCGGGAGACGCGUUUUUUCGGUGUCCGGAUCGAAUAGGGUCGAUUUGUACGGUGCGGAUUUCGGGCUGGGGAGGGCCCGGAAAGUGGAGACUCUGUCGAUCGAUGCGGAGAAAUACGCGAUGUCGUUGUGCAAGCCGAGGGAUGUUGAAGGAGGUUUGGAGAUUGGUCUGUCUCUGCCUAAGGUUGUAAUGGAUGUUUUUGCAGGUUUGUUUAGUGAUGGGUUAAAGGGCUUUUGA